This is a messenger RNA of Megalops cyprinoides (Indo-Pacific tarpon), 810 nucleotides long. RefSeq names its product ladybird homeobox 1a (gene lbx1a). The record is from RefSeq and is a predicted model, not a curated record. Lineage: Eukaryota; Metazoa; Chordata; Actinopteri; Elopiformes; Megalopidae. Gene Ontology annotation, molecular function: DNA-binding transcription factor activity, RNA polymerase II-specific; DNA binding. The transcript is spliced from 2 exons. Gene Ontology annotation, biological process: regulation of DNA-templated transcription. The coding region runs from base 1 to 810 and encodes 269 amino acids.
AUGAGCUCCAAAGAAAACGCAAAGGGUUCCUCGGUUGAAGAGAGGAGACGAAGCCCACUUGAUCACCUUCCGCCGCCUGCGAACUCCAACAAACCGCUCACUCCGUUCAGCAUAGAGGACAUCCUCAGCAAACCUUCAGUUAGGCGAAGUUACUCAAUUUGUGGGACGGCGCACCUGAUUUCGUCCGCUGAAAAGCACUCUCCGUCCGGUCUUCCUUUACCCAAUCGGGCUCUUCUCACCCAGACGUCUCCUCUUUGCGCCCUGGAAGAAUUAGCCAGCAAGACGUUCAAAGGUCUGGAAGUGAGUGUUCUCCAGGCGGCCGAAGGAAGGGACGGAAUGACACUAUUUGGGCAGCGGAAUACUCCUAAAAAGCGAAGGAAGUCCAGGACGGCGUUCACCAACCAUCAGAUCUACGAACUAGAGAAAAGGUUUCUAUAUCAGAAAUAUCUGUCUCCUGCUGACCGAGAUCAAAUCGCGCAGCAACUGGGGCUAACGAACGCCCAAGUUAUCACCUGGUUUCAGAACCGCCGGGCCAAACUCAAGCGGGAUUUGGAGGAAAUGAAAGCGGAUGUGGAAUCGGCCAAAGCGAUUGGUUCGGUGUCUUUCGAAAAAAUGUCCAAACUAGCAGAGCUGGAAAAAUGCGCCAUCGGAACACUCGGAAAUUCGAGAGCGGCGUCGCCAGCACUGUCUAACCACGAGCACGAAACGUCAAACAGACUGCAGAUGUCCCCGUCAUCCCCUUUUACAGACCGGACAACGAGCAAAGAGUGUUCGGAGGACGAAGAUGUGGAAAUUGACGUCGAUGACUGA